GGGCUGGCAGGGUUUGAUUGCCUAUGGAUGCCAUUCCCUCGUGCUCGUAGUGGAUGCCAACUCUGCUCAGACCUUGCAGGUUUUGGAAAGACACAAAGCCAGUGUUGUCAAGGUGAAAUGGGCUAAGGAGAAUUACCACCACAAUAUUGGCUCUCCAUAUUCCUUACGUUUGGCUUCUGCUGAUGCCACAGGGAAAAUCAUCGUGUGGGAUGUGGCCACAGGAGCAGCUCGCUGUGAGAUCCAGGAGCACUCCAAGCCCAUCCAGGACAUGCAGUGGCUGUGGAAUCAAGAUGCUUCCAGAGAUUUACUGCUUGCAGUUCACCCACCAAAUUAUAUUGUACUGUGGAAUGCAGACACUGGCACCAAACUUUGGAAGAAAAGUUAUGCUGAAAAUAUCCUGUCUUUUUCAUUUGAUCCCUUUGAUCCCUCACAUUUAGCUUUGCUCACCAGUGAAGGAAUAGUGUUCAUCUCUGACUUCUCCCCUUCCAAAGCUCCUGCCAGCUCAGGGAAGAAAGUUUACAUCUCCAGUCCCCAUUCCAGCCCUUCUCACAACAAGCUGGCUGCUGCUACAGGGGCCAAAAAGGCCCUUGAUAAAGUCAAAAUCCUAAUCAGUAAUGAAAAACCAAGUGCUGAAUCUGUAACACUCAAUGACUGUCUUCAGUUGUCAUAUUUGCCUUCCAAAAGAAACUACAUGCUCUUACUGUAUCCCAGGGAAAUUCUGAUUCUUGACUUGGAAGUGAAUCAGACAGUGGGUGUGAUUGCCAUUGAAAGGACAGGGGUGCCUUUCAUUCAGGUAAUCCCUUGUUUCCAGAGGGAUGGGUUGUUUUGCCUCCAUGAAAAUGGCUGUAUCACACUGAGGGUUCGCAGAUCCAACUGCAGCUUCACUGCAACUCCAAAUGAGGAGCCAGAUGCAGAGCCAGCUCAGGAGCUGGUGUAUGAUUUAAGGAGUCAGUGUGAUGCCAUCAGGGUGACCAAGACAGUGCGGCCCUUCAGCAUGGUGUGCUGCCCCGUGAACGAGAACGCUGCCGCUCUCAUCGUCAGCGAUGGCAGGGUGAUGGUCUGGGAGCUAAAAUCCUGCAUUUCGGGCAGAAAUGUGCGCAGCAGCAGCUCCAGUGCUUCACCUCUGUAUUCCCCAGUCUCCUUCUGUGGAAUCCCUGUGGGAGCAUUCCAAAACAAACUCCCAGACCUCUCAUUAGACAACAUGAUUGGGCAGGGUGCAAGCCCUGGAGAAGAGCUGAGGAAUUCAUUCCUGCAGGAAGUGCACCUCAAAUUCCUGCUGACAGGACUUCUGUCAGGGCUGCCCCUGCCUCCCUUCGCCAUCCGCAUGUGCCCGCCCCUCACCACCAAAAACAUCAAACAGUAUGAGCCCAUCCUUGCUGUUGGUACAAGCAACGGCUCUGUCCUGGUGUUUCACCUCACAAGUGGACUCCUGCACAAAGAGCUGAGCAUCCAUUCCUGUGAAGUCAAGGGAAUUGAGUGGAUCAGCUUGACUGGCUUCAUUUCCUUUGCCACAUCAACACCCAACAAUCUGGGACUGGUCAGGAAUGAGCUGCAGCUGGUGGACCUUCCAACAGGCAGGAGCGUUGCGUUCCGCGGGGAGCGGGGCAAUGACGAGCCAGCCAUCGAAAUGAUCAAGGUGUCUCAUUUGAAGCAAUACCUAGCUGUGGUAUUUAGAGACAAACCACUGGAGAUCUGGGAUGUCAGAACUUGCACUCUGCUCAGAGAGAUGUCUAAAAACUUCCCUUCAGCCACUGCUCUGGAGUGGUCACCUUCCCAUAACUUAAAGAGCCUGAGGAAGAAGCAGCUGGCAGCCAGGGAGGCCAUGGCCCGGCAGACAGUGGCACCAGACACUGAAGUCAGCAGUGUGGAGUCCUCUGUGAUCAGUUUGUUGCAGGAAGCUGAAAGUAAAUCAGAGCUGAGCCAGAACAUCUCUGCCAGGGAGCACUUUGUGUUUACAGGUGCUGAUGGGCAGGUUUAUCAUCUCACAGUGGAGGGAAACUCAGUGAAAGACAGUGCAAGAAUUCCUCCAGAUGGAAGUAUGGGUAGCAUUACUUGUAUUGCCUGGAAAGGAGAUAUCCUGGUUCUUGGAGAUGUUGAUGGAAACUUAAACUUCUGGGAUUUGAAAGCUAGAGUAUCCAGGGGGAUUCCUACUCACCGGAACUGGGUGAAAAAAAUUCGGUUUGCCCCAGGGAAAGGAAACCAAAAACUCCUUGCCAUGUACAAUGAUGGGGUAGAAAUUUGGGAUUCAAAAGAGGUACAAAUGGUGAGCAGUUUAAGGAGCGGCAGAAACGUGAAUUUCCGGAUCCUGGACGUGGACUGGUGCACGUCAGACAAAGUGGUGCUGGCAUCUGAUGAUGGAUGCAUCCGAGUGCUGGACUUGUCCAUGAAGCCCUCGUGUUUCAGGAUGGAUGAGCAGGAUUUAAUAGGUCAUAUGUGUGGAAACCCAGAGCANGUGCGCCUGAGCGCCGAGGAGUGCGCGGACGUGCUGCGCCGCUGGGUCGAUCACCUCUGCUCCCCACACGUCAACCACAAAUCCAAGGCCAUUCUGGUGCUCUUGUCUCUUGGCUGCUUCACAAAAGUUGCAGAGAUGUUACACAGAUUCUGUCCUUUUUGUAACACAGAAAACCUCUAUUUUUUUUUUUAUUCCAGUGAUUAUCCAGAGAAUGAAAAUAUUAAAAGCCUUCUUCAAGAGCAGUUGAAUUCAUUGUCCAAUGACAUAAAGAAACUUCUGCUUGAUCCAGAUUUUACUCUCCUGCAGAGAUGUCUCCUGGUUGCCAGACUGUAUGGGGAUGAAUCUGAGCUGCACUUCUGGACUAUUGCUGCCCACUAUUUGCACAGCUUCUGCCAGGAAAAGCCUGCCAAAGCAGACACAGCUGUCCUUCAGGAGCAGCUGGGUAAUCCUCUGGAUAUAUGCUACGAUGUGCUCUGUGAAAAUUCUUACUUCCAGAAAUUCCAGCUGGAAAGAGUAAAUCUCCAGGAAGUGAAGAGAUCAACAUAUGAUCAUACCAGGAAAUGUGCUGAUCAACUUCUUCUCUUGGGCCAGACUGACAGAGCAGUGCAACUGCUGCUGGAAACCAGUUCAGAGAAUGCACAUUAUUACUGUGAUUCACUCAAAGCUUGCCUGGUCACAACUGUCACCUCAUCAGGGCCAUCUCAAAGCACCAUUAAACUGGUAGCAACCAACAUGAUAGCCAAUGGAAAGCUUGCAGGUAAAAUAUCUUUCUCUUUGCUUGUAAAGUGAUAAUUCUCAUUAUUUUUAAGGAUGCCAGGGAAAUAGGAGUGAAUCCUGCUGUGGUGGAUGUGCUGUAGUGGACACUACACAAAGUUAACACAAAAAUGAUCAGUAACUGAGUUAUAAAAUCCAGCUUGUCUUGAUUUAUUUUCACUGGAAAAGUCACUUCUGGAGUAAAUCUUUUAGCAGUUGUUUGCAUGAAAAGAAGCUGAGCACAUAAUAUGUGUUUUCCACUUUUCUAAUUAAAGGAUUAACGAAAAUUUGGUGUUCGUGUUACAAAAUGUGAAAUACUGAUUUAGUCUUCUUUUCAAUUCAGAACUUUUUUUCAUAAUAUGUGUUUUCUUACAAGUACAGGUUUAUUUUGCUUAAUGCAAGAGCUGAAACAUAACUAUUUCAGUUAUACCCAUACAGCUGAAAUACUCAAACAUGCUGAGAAAGUUAAAAGUG
Molecule: messenger RNA, 3679 nt
Organism: Zonotrichia albicollis (white-throated sparrow)
Lineage: Eukaryota; Metazoa; Chordata; Aves; Passeriformes; Passerellidae
Source: RefSeq, a predicted model, not a curated record